Messenger RNA from Besnoitia besnoiti, 22530 nucleotides. RefSeq lists its product as uncharacterized. The transcript has 15 exons. Gene Ontology annotation, molecular function: protein binding; histone H3K4 methyltransferase activity. Gene Ontology annotation, cellular component: Set1C/COMPASS complex. Lineage: Eukaryota; Apicomplexa; Conoidasida; Eucoccidiorida; Sarcocystidae. The record is from RefSeq and is a predicted model, not a curated record. The coding region runs from base 1 to 22530 and encodes 7509 amino acids.
AUGGCGGGGGACGAAGGCAGGCGACAGCCUCCACCGCGGGGGGCUGCCUUCGGGUCCUCCCAGCCCCCUCUCCUGCCGCGACCCCUCCCUCCGCCUGCGCCGCCGCCUGCGCCGCCGCCUGCGCCGCCACCUGCGCCGCCACCUGCGCCGCCACCCCCCUGUAAUGCGGGCCGCGUCGGCGGCGCGAGCGUGUCUGCUUCCUUUCUCCCCGGGCGACCCGCGGCCUCCUACCGCUCGUUUUCUGCGUUCCGACCGGGCUCGCCCUCGGCGCGCGCGUACGCCGGAGGCCGCGGCGACGCCGACCCGCGGCAGCUGCUCAGCCCCGUCAUCCUCGAGGCUCCCGUUUCUUCCGCGCGUCUCGGCACCGCCUCGGCUUUGCCCUUCUCUGCGUUCGACUCCUCCCUACCCUCUCAGCAGGGCCGUGGCGCGCCGGUGUUUUCGCCGGCGGGGUCGCCGUCGCGCGUCGCUGGACACGCGUCUGCAUCCCGUUUGUCUUCCUUGCGCAUUCUGCCCACACCGGCGCCUGCGGCGGCGGCUGCCUCAUCGUCGCUGCGCUCGCCGCCGCAACGCGGACCCCCGUCCGCGAACGCAGCAGAGACGCCGGCGUCGAACCCAAGCGCCGCCGGGGGGGCGGCAGGCGCGCUGGCGGCGACGCGGCGGCGCCGGUGGGACGAGAAGCCCGUCGGCGCGCCGCUCGCAGCCGCGGAACCGGCCGCUGCCGAAUCUGGAGGGAGAGACGAGGAGGGCGCGGCGUCGCCGCCCUAUCUCUCUUCUUCGUUUGCUUCGUCUUCGUUCUCGCCGUCUCGACUCGGACUGCUUUCUCGUGCGCGCCGCGCCACAGAGGACGCCUCGGGGCCGCGGCGCGAGAGGAGGACUGAGGGCGACGAGCAACGCGACGCGCAAGGCCGCCGCUGCCCGCGCGCGGCAGAGGCCAAACUCGAGGCGUGCGCUCCGACACAAAGAAACGCAUCCGAAGAGCCACCCCAGCGGUCGCCGCGAGCCGAGGCCAGCGGGCGGCGGGACGACGAGCGAGACCGUGUGCAGCUCUGCUGGUCGCCAGGGCGACGCGAGCGUGCACGCGAGGACGUGAGCCGCGAACCUGUGGGAUGGAGGCGCGCAGAGAAAAGAGAAGGCUAUCGCGGGCUGCGCGCCGUUGCAGACGAGGAGACAAGGUAUGGACGGCGCGCGAGAGACGACUGUGUGCCGGCGGCUCGUCGGUUGUCGUCGGCGUCCGUAUCUCCGCCUCGAUCCGGUCGCCCCCACACACGCCGGUCCCCCUCUUCUUCCCGUUUUUCCGCGACUGCCAAGCCGCCCCGGAGCUUGUCUACAGAGGGCGAGCCUCGCUCGAUUUCGCGGCGCAGAAACUCUCCUUCUCGGUGCUCGUCCCCGCCGCGCGCCUCUGAAGCAGCUGCGUCUCUCCGCGGCCGCCACAGUCGCUCGCGCACGCCUCCAUCGCGCUCGCCCUCUCGCGCCUCUGAGAGCCGCACCGGGCGCUACUCGAGCGCCGCCCACACGCGGGAAGAAGACUGGGGAUGCGGAGAGCGUUCGCGCGCCCGCUUCUUCGCCUUCGAAUCGCCUGGAGAGACGCGCAGACGAGGCCGCUCUCCGCGCGAAUCCCGCUCUGUGACGAGGGGGGGGUUUGUGAAGCGAGGCGAGCGCGGGAACGAGCGACUCUGGGCAGGAGAUGACCGGGUGAGAAGAGACCUGUCAGGGUCGGGCGAGAGCGACGACUCUGAGCGGAGAGACAGACACGCUUGGCGCGACGGCAGGCAGAGCGGCAGAGACGCCUUUGAGCCCAAGCGGUGUGCGCUUCCGGGUCGUGGCGCGUUCGCGGCCGACUGCCACCCCCAGCGCCGAGAGGGAGAACGGAGAUCGCUCUCUCGAAACUCACGCGCUUCCUCGACAUCAUCCGGUCGGGCGGGUCGGCGAUGGAUCUCCUCGGCUUCGCGGCGCUCGUCGCCGCGUGAGGAGGCUCGACCCGGGCAUGCGGGUCGCGCGGGGCGAGCCCCCGGGCGGCUCUCGCCAUCACGCGCAGACCUCUCGCUGUCGAGCGGGGACCGGCACAAACGCGAAACAGACGCGCUGCGCUCCAGGUCGCCCGCGGGGCGCACCGAGCGGCGUGAUCCGCCGUCUUCGCCGCGGUAUCCGCGCGCCUCGUCGGUCCUGUCUCCACCGAGACGAGAGAGGCGUCCGCCGGCGAGUGACGACGAGUCCCCAGAAGAUGCGCGACGCGGAGGCGAAGCGCGGGAGAAGGAGCAUCACCCGCGCCGCGGAGGAGGAGCCGCGCCGAGCGGCCGAGGUGAGGCGACCGUCGGCACUCGUCGCUUUGGCGGCGUUCGCCUCCGCCACACCAAACUGGAUUCCCCAGCCUCGUCGCCGUCCUCUCCGCGAGGAGACGCGUCGCCUUCGUCCGAGCGCGGGGAGGCGCAGCCCCGCCUAUCGCAGGCGUCUAGAGGUCCACGCAUGCGCGGUCCUGGCGGUGAUCGCGCAACGCCGACGCUGUCGCCGCCAGGCAAGCACGCGCGGCGCAGCGGCGAGCGAAGCCCGAGGGGCUCGGCUGCAGAUGCAGCGCGAGCACAGCUGCGCGGCGACGAGGCUGUGAAGCCGGGACCCCAGCGGAGGGAAGCGCACGGUGUACUCGGCGAACGCGACGUGAGCGAAGACAGCGAAGGCUUCGAGAGCCUUGCGCCGUCGCCAUUGACCUCACGCUCGGCCUCCGCGUCGCCGAGCCUCGCGCGAGGGUCGCCCGGCGUGUCUCCUAUUUCGCCGCUGACGGUGAAGUCGGCGUCGCGCGCGCGCUGGCCGGUAGCGGAGUCGUCCAGUGGCUCAGACAGACGCCUCGAACCCGCGCGCAGCUUCGACACCCGGACGCCAGAAGCGGGCACGCCUGCCGGCCCGAGGCCUGUCGCCCCUCCCCGCGGCGGCGAGCGGCCUUUCGCCUCUGACGCGCCGUUGUCUGUCUCGGCCUCCUCCUUCUCGUUCGGCUCCUCUUCGCUCGCCUCGUCCUCAUUGUUGGCGUCAUCGCACUGGGCUGCAGGUCGACGUGCAGGUGACGCGGCGCUGUCCUCGCAGAGCGCCUUGCCUUUGUCGGCGGCGCCGCCGCUCUCUCCGCGGCCUGCGCCGUCGCACCAAACGGCUGCAGCGGAUCCGACCGGCGCCGCGUCUCGUGUCUUUGCGCCGGCACCGGUUCCUGGGGCGUCGCCUUCGUCUUCUACAGCUUCUUCGCUGUUUCGCGCGCAGCUGGCGGGGGGGGUGAGGAUUGCGUCGCUCGACGGCGUGCUGUCGCUCGCGGGCCUGGGUCGCGCGCCGCCGGUGGACGAAGUCUUUGAAUACGACGAGGAAUACGAGCGCUUCGGCUUCUUUCCGGCUAUCAAAACGUAUCCACGACCCGAGAGGCGACGACGUGAGCACGAGAGGCAGGCGCGCGCGGCGGCCGAGGCGGCUGACACCGCGACGGCGACAGGCGACGCGCGUGAGACGAAGCGCGAGGGCGCAGACAAGAGUUCCGCGAUUGGGACAUCUGGAAGCACGGGGGACGCGUCGCCUCGCCGCGACACGCCAGGAGACCGAGGAGACGCGGCGACGGCCGUUACAGGCGAGAGAGCGAAGCAGGGCGGAGAUGGUGGGAGGCAUGACGGGGAGAAGAAGAAGAAAAAGAAGAUGGCAGAGGGAGCGAAAGACGGUCUUUCAACCGAGGCGUUGCUAGCCGCUCUGCGGGCGCAAGGAGAGGACGCCGACAAGAAAAUGCUCGCCAAGCUGGAGAGGAAGCUUUUGCGAAAACAACAGAAGAAGGAGCAGAAGCGCCUGGCAAAACUGCAGGGAGCCGCAGACGCUGCGGGAGACGGGAAGACGCGCACGAGCGACGGAAAGGAACACGACUCGGGGGAGAAAUCCACGACUCAGGCGACAGCCCCAGAGCCCAGCGAGGAGAGACAGGAAGGGCGAGACGCGGGGGACGGCGACCCAGCGUCGCUGAAAGGUCAGGCGGCUAGACAAGGCAAAGAAAAGGAAGACGGCAGUGCACGAAGGGGCUCCCAGGGAGAUGCUGCGACGUGGCCUGGCGCGGGCGAAGCCGAGGAAGGAGCAAGCGCCCUUACGACUGCCGACGCGGCACUCGCCAAGCCAGGCUCCUCGAAGGACGAUAUCUCCCGAGCGAAGCAGCGGGCCUCCAGAGACGACCUCGACACGAAACCGAGGGGCGGACGCGGAGAGACGAAACAGCAGUCGCCCGAGGCCGGCGAGGCUCUGGCAGACGCAGCAGCCGCUGCACCACCGGGAGCGGCGCAGAUAGCGGCAGAAGAGGAGAAGAAAGAAGAGGCGGAGGUCGCGAGCGUGGCCUCUGCGAAGACGUCUCCGCGUGCCACAACGAGCGCGCGCAGCAAAGAUGCGCUGCCGAGAGAACUGCUGUCACUGCUGCUUGACGACUUCCUCAUUGCGUCCUCGAGGAGACGAAAACCCGCAGCCGCUGCGUCGUCGUCGAGCGCGGCUGCGUCUGCCAAGCUCCCCCGGGCAGCGGAGGGCGGGCGCCGGCGCGUGAAGGAAGAGCGCUGCGACGCCGAAGGAGCCGAGUCGACGACCCCGGCGCGGGAGAGGGGGGAAGGCGCUGGCGAGCUGCGCGUGCCGGAGGACGCUGCGGAGGCGGGAGACAGGAGCAAGGCAACGCCGCGCGAAGGCGCCGUUCUGCGUGGCUCCAGCGCUGCUACGCCGGGUUUAAGCCAGAAAGGAAAACGACGAAAGGAGCCGACGACUGCCGACCUUCCUGAGGACGCCGCGGCGGAGGGCGCCGGCGCGUCGCCGCUCAAGAGCAAACUCCGCGACGUCGUGAAGGCCGAGCUGGAGAGCGAGGACGACAGCCGCGAGCGCUCCUGGGAGUCCUUCGAGAUGUUUCGCGUCGGCGACUGGACGCGGGAAGUGGCGCACAAGUUCGCGUCGAGCUUCGGCGAGCAGCUCUCCGACGUAGAGCUGGGAAGACGGAAACUUCUGCACUGGGACGAAGAGGAAGAAGAGAUCCUCUGCGCGGCGCUCGAGGGCCGGUUGCCUAGCGCGCCGGAGGGCGGGAGGGCUGGCGAAGAGGCGGCGGACGACGACUCUGCGCGCGGCCUGAAGGACGCGGCGAAGAAGGCGAAGAAAGUCGUCCGGCGUGCCCACAAGGAGGACGACGCUCUCGCGCUGCCACCAACCGAGUCUGCGGAGGAGGCGCGUGCAGACGCGCCUGCUGCACCGGAAGGCGACGGCGACGCGGACAGGGGCGACGAAGGCAACGAAGGCGAACCCGCGGAAGACCAGCAGGGCGGCGACCAGGGGGAGACCGACCAGCUGGCGCAGGGGACAAACAGCAAAAAGCGAAAGCGGCGAUUUUCGUUUGACGACCCAGACAUGGAAGAAAAACUCACUCCGAACGACCCGCUGUAUGCCUGCCUGAUUGAAGGCAGCGCUGUCCGGCUGACUCGGCGCAUGAUGAAGCAGUUACACGACGAAGAACCGCUGCCGCCUGCGCACCUCGCGUUUUCUCCUUCGUCUCGUCUCGCGGCGUCGCCAUCAGCGGCGGCGGCAGGCGCGGGAUCGCCCAGCGCCGCCGCGCUCUCGAGAGACGACGGCGCGCCGCUGGCGUUGCAAGAGCACGCCAGCGGGCUAGGACGAUUUGCCCCGGGGAACGGCGUCGGGCGCCGCCGCGGCGAGAAAGGGCAGAAACUUGGCGCGGAGUUCGAUGAGGAAAAAGAGAAGGGCAAGGAUGGCGCGCCCACGACCGGCGCGACGCCCCCGUCCGGCUCCAUCCCUUCUCUGCUGGGCGGCGCGGCGCUCCACACGCUCGGGAGGCGAGUUGAAGUGCGCGACGACGCUCAAGGUUUUUCGUACGUGGGCUGUCGCGUGCGCGUGGUCCGUAGCUGGCGCGACGAGAAGCAGCGCAGCACCUGGGAGUGGGGCGAGGGCGUGAUCAAGUUUUUCCUGCCAAAGUUCCGAAUGUUUUUCAUUCAUUUUCUGCUCAACGCCAAAGGAACCGACGCGGCGACCCCGGCUGACGCGCCGCCGUUGGACCUGCGCAACGAGGCGCUCGCGUUCGCGCCGGACGCCCAGCACCGAGGCUGGUUCUCUUCGUCGCACGACAUCAUUCGCCUCGUCUCUUCGCGGCGCGUCUGGGAGAGACCUGAGUGGCUCGCACGCCGCGAGCAAAGAUCCGCCAGGCGCGGCAGAGAUGGCGCAGAUGCAGGUCAGGAGCGGAAGGAAGGCAGUACGGCUGACGAAAGCGACGGGGAAGAAAACCCACCCUCACGGCGGGCGGUCGCCAGCAGCAACCGAGAGGACGACUCGCGCGAGGCAGGCACACCAGACGCUGAGGCGAAAGACGGAGUCGGGAUAGUCAGCGACGAAGCGGGCACCGGAGCUGCAGCUGACCUGCGCCAGGAGAAAGCUGCCGAAGAGACGAGCCGCGCGGAGCGAAGGAGUGAAGCAGGCAGACGUGAAGAGAGCGCAGGGCUCCAGAGUGCGGGGGACGUGAAGGCCGAGGAAGACGAUGCCUCGUCUCCGGAUCGCUCACGAAGUCUCUCUGGCUCGACUGAGAAGGCCUCACGCGCGUCGCCCGAGUCCCGCUCGCCUUCGCCGCGCUCGUCCGGGUCGCCGCCUCCGCGACCGCUCUGCAGGACGUGCUGCAAACCAGUUUCCGUCAUUCGAACCGGGGCCGUUGACACCCUCACGUGGCAACCUGCCGUUUUUUCGCUUUCGCCUGAAGAGCUUCAAGCUUGCUUGCCGCCAGUCGAUGCGUUGGCCGCGCCUGACCAGUCGGCGCCGCCCGCGUCGUCUUGUGGGUCUUCUGCGGGGCCCCCAGGCCCGUCGGGCGCUCGCGCCCCACGGGGGCCUCACGGACCCGCUGGAGCCUCGGGCACAUACGAUAUUGUCACGGCGGAAGAGGCCCGCGCGCUCGCCGCCUCCUCCAAGGAACAGAAAGUCCUGGAAGUCCACUGGGGCCUGCGGUGUGCGCGUUGCGAGCGCGUCUUCCACGCCUCCUGCAUUACCCCGGCUCACCAAAGACAGAUCGCCGUCGGCAUGGACGAAGAGUCUCUGUGCGAGGAGAGCGCGCGCCACCGGCGUCUGAUUGCCCGCCGCGAGGCUGCGAUCAAGGCGUACGCGAAGAAGCAGGCGGAGAAGCGUGAGGCAGAGGCUGCUGCGGCGCAGCUGCCAAAGGGCGGAGACCCCACAGAGGAUGAGCGCGAGAAGAAGCGCAUAGCGACUGUCUCCAAUGUGGGGCGAGACGCGGAGCGGGGCUGCGAUGCCGGCGGCGCGCCUCUGAAGAGAGAAGAUAUCGAAGACGGCAGCGUGUACGGCACGAGCGCAAGGAAUGGGCGCAGCAAGAAGAGUAAGGAAUCCGGCUCAGAGACCUCGGGCGGCGGCGGAGACAGUCGCGAGGGGAGUCAGCCGCCGGGCCUCUUCCAAGGGGGCGACCGCAAGAGGGAAUGGGCAGAAGACGUGAAUCUUCGCAAAGGCGACUCGCCUCCACCGUCCGCAGCCCUGCGCCUUGACUUCUCCCCCCGCCAAAGCACAGGGGCGCCGCCGACUUGCCACAGGACUGGCGACGCUGCCUCGUCGUCGAGAGAGGCGGGCGAAGCUGCGUGGCGGUCGUCUUCGGCGCGCGACGCGGACGCUCAGGAGGUGAGCUCAGGCGCGUCGCGCUGCGAAUCCGCAGCGACCCUAUCGUCGUCGCCGCUCGCUGUCUCGGCAGGGGCCGCCGGUUCCCCGUCCCAGUCUCGCAUCUGCUUGCUGUUCGUUCCCGAGAUCGUGCCGCCAGCCUUGUCGACGCCGUCGCCGCCUUCGGCGUCGUCGCGGAGGCGGCGAGAGGAGAGGGUGGGGGGGCGGGCUGCGCGCGUCUGGGACGACUGGGUUUGUGCGGACUGCGCGACGUGUCGCUUUUGCUGCGAGGCGCUGAGUCUGCCGCCGCUGGGACAGGAGGCGGGCUACGUCCUAGGCGCGCCGACGAGUCAGCCGACAGUCAACUGCCACUCCUGCAACAUGUACGCGCACGGCGCCUGCUGCUACCCGCCGGUCCCCGAGCUGCAUCCGAUCGCGACGUUCCGCUGCGACGCCUGCACGCGCUGCCAGAGCUGCGGCUACGUCGACUUGUAUUGGCCUGAGUACGCCAACUGGGACAUCAAGUUCCAGAUGUGCUCCACUUGCCACUGCGCCAUCGAAGCGGGUCAGUUCUGCCCUGUCUGCAUGCGCGUCUGGGGUUUCGACGGCCUGGACGACCUCACGCUCCCCCUCGACGCUGCUGGCCUCCUCGGCGACAAACCCGCAGACGCCGCCCCGCGCGACGACCCAGAGGAGGAGAGAGGCGGCCGCAGAGUCGAGGGCAGCGGCAGCGCGCUUGUCGAGUGGGUCCUGUGCGACGGCUGCCGCCUCUGGGUGCAUGCCAAGUGCGACGGGCUCUCCGAGGCUCACAUGGAGCGACUUGCCUCGCGGGACGUUCUCUACAGGUGCCCGGUGUGUCGCGGCUCUUCGCGCUCACUCAAGUACAAGCGGCUGCUGGACCAGCUCGUUGCUUUCGACAAGAGUGCGGAGUUCACGCUGCCUGCGGCCGCGUCCUUCACGCUCUACUGGCGGGUAGUGACUCGCCCGAUGGACCUCACGACGAUGCGCCAGAAGCUGCAGCGCGGAGCAUACAAACGCGACGAGGAGGUCAUCGCGGACCUGCGGCAGAUCUUCCAUAACGCGCGCAUGGUGAACAUGCCCAACACGCGGACCUAUCGCAGCGCGGUCGCAAUGGAGCGGAAGGCGCACGAGCUGCUAGUGGGGAUCCUGCAGCUGACACCCAGCAAGAUUCUGAAGCGAAAGGGCGAGCACCGGAGCGAGCGCGGCGCUGCCGGCCGAGAUGCAAACCUUUUAGAUCUCCUCGGCGAGUAUGAGCAGCAGGAGGACUCGCAACCGCUGACUGCCGACGCGGCGCACGAGGAAGCCAGAGGCGCGGCGACGGUGACGCGGAAUCUGAGCGCGACCGGCGCCGAUGCCGCGGUCUUCCGCGGGAGAUCGAGGUCCCUCGGCAGUCGACGGGACAGCGAGCAAGCGGAGAGCGAAGAGGCAGAGGCAAGCGCCGCCGCCUGCGCGCGCGAGGUCGACGACGGCGCGCGCGCGUCCUCGGUGUCCGCGUUGGACUCGCGAGACACGCUGCUUCAGCUCGGAUCCACGGAGGUUGCCUCUUCGGCAGCGGCAGGGCAGGCCGCGCCGACGGACAGACGCGACCGCGGGUCGCGAAGAGAAAGUGCCGAAGGCGACAUCGACUGCGAGCGACUGCAGACUGAGGGAGACGAGCUGGCGGCCGCGCCCGCGGAGGCGGCGCCGCCAAGCACACAAGCAACAAGCGUGGCCGAUGGUGCGCAGGACACAUCCGCGCCAGUCCCAGUCGAGCAGGAGAAACAGUUCGCUGUCGUCCGGUACCCGGCAAAGUACGACAGGCUGCCCGUGCCUCCACCGAAGCCCCUGGAGACACUCGCUGACCUCUGCAUGCUGCCCUCCGACGCGGUACCGCUGCUCACGUCUCCGGCGACUAUCCUUCCUGUGACCUUCGCAUGUGGCUUUCCGCUUGCACCCUCCUCGGCUGUCUCCGUGCCUCAGUUCCCCCCGACGUUUCAGCUGGCGUUCGCGUCGCCUUCGGCCUCGUCGUCGUCCUUCAUUCCCGCGUCGCUGCCCCUCGCACCUCACGCGGUGCUGGGCGCAGGCCUGUCGGCGCUCCCGCCGCCGGGGGAGGGCGAGGAGCCGUACCUCUUUGAGCUGCCUUCUCGCUGUGCGUUUUUCGACUUGCCAAACUCGAGGGAGACCGGCAAAAGGAAGAAGGGCGCCCUCGACGACGAACGCAGAGCGAGAAGCAGAACUCUCGGCGAGGUGACGGGCUCGCCGCGCGCCACGGUCGCUCCGCAGACCCGCAAGGCCAGCACGGGCGCAGGAGCCCAUACCCCGGCCGCAGGGUUCUGUGCCGCAGCUGGCGAGAAGAGGAAAAAGAAGGGAAGGCGACUAGGGCGACCCGUAGCGGGAGGCGACAGAGCUGCGGGCCUCGGUGCACAGAUGAGCGGGCUUCCCUCGCUGGGCGAGGGCGACGACGGAUGUCUUUUCAGCGUCAGCGAGGCGGCCGCGCAGGAGAGCCACUGCGCAGACCGCGGGAUUGGGCUUCACCGAUCGAACAGCGGAUGGAUGGUCUCAGAAGACGGGGACGAAGGCGACGAGGCGCGAGGCGAAAACAAAGAGAACGCAAAGCCGACAAGCCGCGCGCUCGAGGAUGCCGCCGGGCCCCCCCCCAUCCUUCCCCGGUUCACCAGCGUGAUGCCCGCGGCGGAUAGGCCGGAGGAUUUCCUCUGCGCGAUCGAUGCGCUAUACGGCCGCGGCGGCAGCGCAGGGAGAAAGCGCGGGCGGGAGGAAGCGUGGGGGGGGCGGCGUCCCACCCCUCCUCGCCAAAAAGCCGUCAAGCACGAUCUCGCUGUCGAGGGAGACCGCGCCACGAAUUCGAGCAAAGCCCAAGCGCCCGAGGCCGCGUCAGAGAGCGACGGCGAAGACGCGGAGGCGGCCGGCGCGCUCUUCGUGGACUGCUGCGCUCUGUGCGGGUCCGCGGCAGACGCGGAUCUCCUCUACCACUGCCCCUCCUGCGGGGAGUCGUUCCACGCGCAGUGCGUCGGCAUGGCUCCUCCGUCGGCCUCGACUUUCUUUGCCUCUUCGGCGUCGUCUGUGUCCGCGGAAUGCCCCAGCUGCGCAGUCUGUCUGGCCUGUGGGGAGCCGGAACCGUGCCUGCACCUCGAGGACGUUCGAAACAGACGCAAGGAAGUCGCAGUGGAGCCGCCGGAAGCGUCCGGCGUAGCGCGGGAAAGGCCGCUGGCGAGCGCCCUCGGCGCAGCCUGUCUCGCCGCCGCGGCGCCUCACGCCGAGACUCAGGGGGCAGACGCGUCUGCCUUCUCUUCGCCGGAGUCAGCGGAACGAAAAGAGGCCUUCCGCACCCAGUUCAGCCUCUAUCGCUGCGGCGGGUGCGGCGUGGCUGCUCACGCCGACUGCAUGUGGAAGAAGCACGGAGCGAGCCAGGCUUCUGCGCCUUCCUCAGCUCCUCUUGCGUGGGCGCUGCUUCCCCUCUCCGGCUCGCUUUUUCCUGCGUCCUCGGCGUCUGUGGGCGCCGCCGCAGGGGUGGCGGUGCCCGCGGGAUUCAAGCCAAGCGCGCCGCAGCCUCGCCCUGCGACCCUCCCGCCUGCGUGGAGCCCGUCGACAGCUACGCGCCCCCCACCACUGGGGUCGCUUCCGGGGCACUUGCCCCCGGCGGGCGCUCAGCACCUUCCAGCGUCGGCUGAAGCGAGAGGGAGACUUCAGCUGCCUUGGCUCCCAGGAGUUCCGGGCCGCGCGCCUAUGGCGUCCCGCGCGCCGCUGUUGGCUUCAGCCGCUGCGCCCUCCGCUGCGCCCUCGGGCGCUGCGUCGCUUGUGGCUUCUUCUGCCGCGGCGGGACUGGCGUCGGCGGCCUCCGCCCCCCCGGGGCCGGGCCGGACGCGACGGCGGAGUUCGCGGCAGCUUUGCGUGCGCAGGGAGUCCGACGCGCGGGCACUGAAGGCGAGAACUUUCUGCUCGGCGAAUCCGCCGGACAGGCGCUUCAGGAAGGAAGCGAGAAGCGCCCGACGCGCGAGGCCACUGCCGCCGCCGGUGUGGUGUCCGGCGGGCGAGGGGUCGUCGGCGUCCGCGGCGCCGCCCUCAGCCUCGGCGCCAGCUACGUCGUCAUCGUUGCUUUCUUCGUCGUCUUCGCCUGCGGGCGCGCCGUCGACGGGGUUGAGCGCGCGGCGGCGCGCCUCUGGAGAGGAGAUCUCGAAGGGACGGGCUCAGGAGACCGCCGGGGCGGCGCACACGUCGCGCGCGCAGCUGCUCUCUGAGCUCGCGAAUCUGUUCCGCGCGCUCAAGUUGCUGGUGCGGCAUCUCGGCUGGCGCCCCGUUGUGAUAGCGCAGCUCUUGGGCUCGUCGCCGGAGACUCUCUACCGCAUCCUUAUCCAGCUCAAACACUCGCCUUUUAUGGGAGACGAAGGCCAAAAUAUUUUGCAGUGGUGCUGCUACAAAGCGCUGGAAGCGAACCAAGUCUUGCCUGGGUUCGAAGGCGUCCGCAUGCCGCCGCCCUCGGACCUAGGCUCUCCCCCGCCGUCGGGCCCUGAGGUCCUCGCGCGCCUAGCCGCCCUCCGCCAGGCGCAUGCGCCACCGUUGGCGCCUUCCCCGGCUGCGUCGUCUGCGCCCUCCGCUGCCCUGCGACAUGCUCCAGAGCCCCCCCAGAAUUCGGCCGCGCAAGCAGGUGCCUCGCCCGCAUCGGCGACGUCGGCGUCGACUCGCGACCUCGCGUCCCCGCCGCCCCUCGCGCUGCCGUCAGGAGCUGCUGCGUCGCCCCCCGGCAGCCAGGCGUCGGGCGUGGACACUUCUUCUCUUGGUCUUCUUCCCUCCCUUCAGCGGCUGCAAGCGACGACUGGAGCUGCCGCAGGGCCCGCUCCAGUCGCAGGGGCUGCGCCUGGGCUCGCGGCGGCCGCUGGGGGAGUCCCGAACGCAGCCCCGCCUGGCGGCGGCGCCGCCCCCCCGGCCGCUGUCGCCUCUUCCGUCUCCUCCGGUGGCGCGCCGUCGGCUGGCGGCUUGUCGAUUGGCGGCUCGUCGGCAGCUGGCCCGAGGGGCGGCGCCGUGGUGAGUCCGGAGCAGCUUCUGGUGAGUCACAUGCUUCUUCAGAACUCGAUUGCCUCGUGUGUGUCGCCCGGACCGCGGCUGGCGGCGACGCAGGCGGCGGCGCUGCAGCCGUUGCGCGCGAAGGAGAGAGAGAAGCAGAGGGAGACGCUGGAUCAAGCGAAACCCGCGUUCGCGUCUUCUGCGAGCUGCGCCUCGAACGGAGACAUGACGUCUCUAUCUUACGCAAACUGUCCCCCGCCUGCGCUCCUCUCCGCGGCAAGCCGGCACGCCAGCGGUACCAUCGAGCUAGGCGACGCUAAGAGCCUAGCGCCGAACAUCCGCGACAAAGGCGACUUAGGUGCGCAGUCGGAGAAACGAACCGGUCAUGUCGCGCAUGCGUCCCGUGUCGCUGCGCACUCGCAGCGGCAGCCAGAGGCCGUUAGACCGACCGGUGCUUCGGAGGUAGACGUAGACACGGCAAAACCCAACGCCACUUGCGACGGCGCGACGCGCAGCGCGCCGUCUCUUCCCCGCGGGCAGGCUGCGGACCCGCCGGCGAACUCGGUCAGCGCGGAAGCGGAGGCGCUGAGUGCCUUGCUUUCCAGCUGCUUCCCGGCCUCGCUUUCUGGCUGGGCAGACGUUUUCAAGGGCGGCGGGGGGUCGGAUGGGGAUGAGCAGGGCUUCCGCGCACCCGACGAGGAGAUGCAGGCGCGCGGCGAAGAAAGGCAGCUUCGCCAAGAGAGCCUGCAUCGAAGCUCGCCCAAACUCUGUGCCGCCCUCGCGCGAACGGCCACCUGUCUGAGAGGCGAUGCGGCUCCACGCGCUGGCGGACAGCGAGACGACGGCGAGCAGCUCGACAGGGCGGCGCAAAGACGCGCAAGGCAGAGAUGUGCGCCGCGGGGCAUCGGCGAGCUCAGCGUCGUCGGCCUGUCGGUGCCUGCCCUCGCACAUGCUUCCGCCGAGGAACGCCGCGACAGGGACCCGUCGCUGGCGGCUGCAGACUUAAGCGCCAUUGAAGAAGACUGUGAAGCCCCGAGCAAGAGAGUGGAACGCGCAUUCAGGCAGGAAGGCGUGCACGCGACCGCCCCGCCUUCCGGCGCGUGUGACGAUGCGUCUUCGAACAGCGUGCCGGCGUCAUCGAUUUCUCCCUCAGACUCUCCGCCUCCAUCGCUCGCCGUCCCCCGAGGCCACGCAGGCUCGCCGGCGUUAGCAGUUCUCCAAGAGCGCCUCAAGGGUCUGGCGCAGCCCCCCGCCCCGUCGCCCGCUUCGUCGGCCUCGUCGACCUCCUCACCCGGCGCAGCGGCGGCCUCGCCGCCUUCGUCUCUCUUGUCGUCUCUGUCAGCGAGCGAAGUCCAGCAGCUGCUGUUCUCUUCCUCCGGGCUCGCGCACAUGACCCCAGAUCAGCAGCGGACAGCCCUGCGCUCGCUGCAGAGACAGAUCGCCUCCGCAUCGCCGUCGCAGGCGCCCGCGACGCCCGUGGCGGGGCCCGCAGACAGCCGCGGCGGAGGGAAGCUUCCCUUCCCUCUGGCGACUGCCCUGUCGUCCACGUUCGCCUUCGCGACGGCGGGGGGGCCGCCGCACAAACCGACUGCGGCCGCCCUCAACGAACGAGAUGGACAUUGGCAUGCAGCCGAAGGCCUAGGCGGCGCCGAACUUCCAGGCGGAGGACAGACGGAGGGGCAACAAGCGGACUUACUCCUUCGACUGGCGCGGCAGCGGAGCCAGUUGGGCCCCCAGGUCCAGCAGGCGCAUCCGACGCAGAUGACCGCGGCUGAGCAGAGUGCGCGCGCAGCCUUUCUUCAGCAGGCGACUCAUCAGUUGCGAAGCGCCAUCCUUCAGGCGUCGUCUUCUUCCUCGGCCGCCUCCUCCCCGUCGCCUGCGGCCUCUCCAGUCUCCACCUCAGCCGUGCCGCCGGCCGCUGCCCUUCAUGAGAAGCUUCAGGCCUUGCUGCUUCAUCUUCAGCAGCACGCCCAUCAAGCGCAAGGCACCGCCCAGCCCCAGUCUCUCCUGGACUCGCUCGGGGCGUCGGGCGCGCCUCUCCCGAGCCAGACGCAGGGGCAGGGCGCCUGCAGAGAAGCGAGCAGUCAUGAAGAGGCGGAGACGCGUCUCGGUCUGAGCGCGGGGCCAACUGCGGCGGCGCAAGUCAAGAAGCGACACAGGGGCCCGGGGUCUGGACUCCAGCAGGACGCGGGCUCCGGGGCGGGUAGCCGGAUCUGCUGGGUGGGGUCGCCUCAGGCGACGGAGACACCGAGUCCAGGGUCGGCGCUGCGCACGCAUGGAACCAGCCAGGGGAUGCAGAGUGGCGCACUGCACCACCUGGGAUCGGUGCAAGGUCUUGCUGCGGACCCAGAGGGACCAGGGAAGCCCCUUCCGAGCCGCCCGCCCUCCUUAGGGGCCGCGGGGAGCCUCGCGGCUAAGGGUCCUCUGCCAGCCCUUGCGCGUCCGCAGGCGAAGGCCGCUGAGGGCGUCCAGCCGCUGCCGCUGCGGCCGUCACCCUCGCUUAGCCCUUCCCUGUUUGUCGGCCGAGCGGGCGCAGGGUAUUCACAGCAGCAGGGAGGCUUCUUCCCCCCGCAUCCGCUUGCGUGGACUACCGCUGCCGCCGGCAGCGGGGCGACAGUGAAUGGGUCGUCGAGCCCGGCAUGGAGUGGAGUGAAUAUGCCUCUGCAGCAGAACACUAGUGGACCGAGCCUCCAUGCAGCGGGGGCGGCGACUGCGGGCGGUGCGUCGCCGCCGCUCCACGCGCGUCCGUUUUCUUCUCCACAGACUCAGAGGUACCCGCCCGCGAGUCUGCACACGCAGCAGCAGCCUCCGCCGUCCCUUCCGCCUGCAUCUGUCUGUUCGGUCGCCUUCGCGACUGGACACGGAGUGCAGGCCUUCCGGCCGUCGCCGCCCGGCUUGCCCUCGGCCUCCGUGCCUCGAGGAGACAGGGGGUCAGGCGGCGGCAGCGGCCGACUCGACGGCAAAGCGAGGGGCGUCGACGCGCGCCUCUUGGCCGGUGCUCGGGGCACGUAUCCUACGGCGCUCUUUGUAUCGCCGGGGGUGGCGCCAGUCGCGUCGUCCUUCGCGGCGGCUGACGACCAGAGACUUUUGCAUGAGAGGCUGGACAGAGAGCGCGCGGCGCGGGCGCUGAUGCUGGGCGGUCCCCAGGACCGACGGCAGCCGUGUGCCCCCUCUGUCGCGGCCUCCCUCCACCCGCAGCUCCUGCGACAUCAGCAGCCAGGGCUCUUCGCCCCGCCCCUUUCGGCCGCCGAGCCUCUGGGGCCUGCCUCGACUGUGGGAGCCCAAGCUGCGUGGAUUGCGGGCGGCGCGAGGGCGCUGGCAGCGGCACUGGGCAGUCAAAAUGCAGGGAUGACGUGGCGGACUGCGUGGGCGUUCCCAGGCAUGGACGAGCCCAAUGAGAAGAAAGCAGGAGUCCCAACCGACGCCGGCGGAAAAGCCGCGAGGGAGGCGAGGGAGCGCGCGGACGAAGGCGCCGACGCUCAGGAGGCGUCGAUGCUAUUCUGCGGAGACUGCUGGCGACGAGGCCAGCAUGGCAGACAACGAGAAGGCGCCGAGGGGGGUCAGAACUGCGACGUCGCGGCUGAGCUCGACACGGCGAAGCUCGCGCUGAUCACGAGAUCUGCCUUUCUGCCGCAGCAGAUGCUUCUGCUCCCAAACAACGGAUACGCAGCUGGUGGCGCGGCUGACGAUACCGUGAGGAAACUGGGUGCCGGGGCGGACAGGGAUCUCGUUGUCAAAUGCGGGUUCUGCGGCCGCAUUGAAAGCGCCCCGUCGUCGCUCGCGGCCGCGGUGGUGCCCUCUGCCGCGGCUCGUGGAGGCCGGCUGUCUCCGACCUUGCUUGCCGCCUUGCGAGCCGCCGCGCGCAAGGUCGCGGCCUCUCCCUGUGCGGCGCCGAUAUCGAACGCUGCUUUGUCUGCAGGAGAGGGGCUUACCUCUCAGACUGCAGCUGAAGCUCCGCAGACGCCCGCCGCCUCUGCGCGAGGGGAUACGGUGCCUGGGAAGAAGGCGGCCGCUGCAGGCGCAUCGGAGGACCAGGGCGGCCGUGAUGCCGGCGAAGAGCCGCGCGGCGUGGGAGAAGAGGAAGGCGACGAGGCUGAGGAAACCGCGGUGAUUGCGCGUCGUCCGCUGGUCUUCCUGAACGGCCUGCAGGGAGUUUGCUCACGCUGCUGCCCUCUAGACUUCUGGGGCGACGGCGACUGCGUGAUGCGUGCUGAGAUCAGCCGCUUAGCUGUCGCGGGGGUAACGAGCCCAGAGGAGGCCGGGGUCAUUCGAGAGAGAACUCUGGUGGAAAACGCAGCGGACGAUGGAAUAGCUCAGAACUGCGAAACAGGCGACUCGAGGAGAAAAAAGCAAGAUUCCCCUAUUGCUCGCAUAAUGCUCUUUCAGACGUUGAGGCCGCUGGUCGCGACCGUCGUAAAGGCCUUCAUCGGCCCGAAGCAGGGCACAGAGAAGCCGCAACGGCGCGGCAGUCCUGCGCCGCCGGCGCGCUCGUCGCUGCCGCUUGCUGAGGCGGUUGCGCUUUUCACAUGGAUGCUCGUUGCCGCCUUAGAGAAGCGCGAGGGAAGAAAGGGCAAGCAGCGCGACGAAGGAAAAAUCGAAUCACGCCAACAGCAAGCCGCAGAGUCGCAGGCAGAGGACGACGGAAACGGAUUCAGCGCCCCAGGCCCCGUUAAAGAUGGAGGCGCAGAGAAGCGUCCUCAUGGAGUAACUGGAGGCGAAGAGACUGCGAACGCGGCCCGCGUCAACUUGAGGGAUAUAUGCUCUGCGGCACUUACGUGGCUCAUCAGGCAUCACGCGAAUUUGCCUCCGGUGAAGGCGGUCGUUGCUGCGGCUGUCGCGGGUUCCGCGGAAGCCGACGACGGCGACCGCCUCGCCCAGAAGGCAACAGACAGCGACGUGUCCCCAGAGGCAGACUGGCUGGCAUCUCUGUUUGAAGCGUUUUACAGUCUGUUCCCCGAGUGGGCGCCCGCGCAAGCGAUCAAGAUAGGGAACGGAGCCCGGCAUGUCAGCGCGACUGAGGCGGGCGCCGACCUGGAAGCCCGGCAAACAGGCAAGGACGCUGAAGCUGACGAACCUGCCCACGCGGAGCCGCUGUGGACGCAGCAUCGCGCACACGUGAGAUCCUUCUUCUCACCCUUCGUCGGGGCUGCGUCUCUGCCGCCCACGUUUGGGAUCGACUUGUGGUCGCCUUCGCCGUCGGCUUUCCAGCCGUUCUCCGCGUCCUCCGUCUCCUCUUUCUGCGCGGCGGUCCGCGCGUCCGCAGGCGCCCGCGGCCACGUCGCCCUCGAGUUCAGCCUCCGAUGCAACUUGUGGGCGCUUCUCGAGUUUUCGUUUCACCGCCAGAGCUCUCCGCAGCAACUGGUCACCUCGCCACCCACGGCUGGAGCCUCGUCGCUCGUGGCGUUCGCCCCGAGCACGCGAGACGCCGCCCCUUCGCUGCUUGUGCGGAUUGUCGCGCUUCGCCUGCGUCAGGGCGACCCGCCGCGCGUCCGCCGCUCCUCGUCGCCCUCUUUUACGUCUGCUUCUUCGUCGUCUUCGGCGUCCUCGCUGCCGACGUGUGCUCUCUGCGGCGUGCGCGGCGACCGGCUCGUCGCAGGCCGCCUGCUGCCGUUUGGCGCGAGUGUGUUUUUGCACUCAGAGUGCAUUGCCUGGUCGGUAGACCCUGUGCUGCUUCCGCCUCUCUUCAAUCCUCGUCUUCCGCUCCCCGCCUUCCCGCCGAUCGCUGGCGCGAGCGACCUGCGGGCUCUGCCGCAUCCGCAGGCGGGCAAGGGGUGCGCAGAGGAAACGCAUGUAACCGGGCUCCGCGCGGAGCUCGACGGCGUCGAGGCAAUCAGGCAAGGACUUUCGCGAACGCCUUCGCUUGGAAGUGGCAGGGUCGAGGGCUCCGAGCUGGUAGAGACGAAGAGGGAAGCGGAGGACGGGGGCAGUCUAACGGAUGCGGCGCUCAACGCGACCUGUCAUCCGCUUUCGGCGGCUUCCGCUCGCGCCCAGUCCGUGGCGCGCCCGCUGACGCUUCCUGAGACACUACACGCGUUUGCAGAGCUGCCGGCCUGCCUGCCGCCUAUAGAGAUUCCGAGUGAGGAGGUCGGGGAAGUCCUCGCGGACGCAGCGGUUUCGCGGUGCCUGUGGUGCACGAAGCUUGGCGCCUCUGUCUACUGCUCUGCGCCAGAGUGUCCAGUGAAGGUUCACCUGGCCUGCGCCUUCGAGGCCGCGACUUGCUCGAGACACGAGAGGGAUUCUCCCGGCGCCGCCGCCGCCGUCUCUUCGGCACACGCGUCAUCUGGCGUGGCUGGCGGCGGGGACUGCUCAGAGGCUCAGCGCGAAGAGGCAGAGCUCGACGGCGAUGCACAGAGCGUCGGCGACCCGGGCGUGCAACGAAUGAGAAAGGAAGGAGCGGACCGACCGACGUUUCCAGUUCACAUUCUCUUUUCGCGCCGACAAAUCUGGUGUCACGCCUGCUGGACGUCUUUUCAGCCUUCUUCAUCCCCUUCGUCUUUCGCCCGCGACGGCUCGCCGCGUCUGGGCGGCGCCGACCCCCUCUUCCAAGCGCUCGAGGGCCUUUCCGGCAGCGUGUGCUUCAUCGUCGCGCGCCAGCUGCAUCAGUCGAUUCGGCUCCGUCCGCCCUGCCUGCCCCUGCGCAGUCUCUCCCUAGAGAAUGACAAGCUGACUUGCUUAGUGGCGUCUUCCCUUUUGCCGUUUUCCGCCUUCUUCUUCAUGCUGCCGGCAGUCUUCUCUCCCUCGGCGCCUCUCGGCUCCGCGGGCGCGUUGGGCGCGCCGCCGCCGGGUUCGGAGCUGGGGCAUUAUGCGGGCGCGUCUACUCCUUUCUUCUCUUUCACGCCGACCCAUGGCCUAGUGCCGACUCUGCUCAAUCCGCUGCUGGCCUUUUUGACGUCGUCGUCCUCCAUGACGCUGCCUCCGUCCUCUUCCCCGUCUUCGUCGCUUGCUACGCUUUGGUCUCAGAAGGUUACCUUCUACCGCAACCAGAGAAACCUGAUUGCGUCGCUGCUGCCCUUCCUCCUGCGCUCGCCGUCUCUCCUCGGCGCCCUCACCGCCUCCGUUGACGGCAAGCGGCUGCUGGCGCGCCUCGAGACAGACUCGAGCCUGCCGGAGGACGACGGGCGCUCCAGGCCCGCAGGCGCCCAGCCGAAAGGCCGCAGAGGCUCGGCGCUGAAGCGGCGAGCGAGGGACGAUCUCGCUGAAGAGGAAAGGAAGGCGAAGGGCGGGGACCGGGAAGACCGGCGGCGAAGGCAAAGGGUCUGCGGCGGCCUCGCAGAAAAGGACGAGCCGCCCGUGUUCGCGUCCGUGGGGGCGGGCUUGAGCGAAGAAGAGCUCCUCCAGCUCCGCUACCAAAAGCUGCCGCAGGGCGAGUUCUGGUUAGGCGGCAAAGGAGGCGAGCCGCCCGCUGGCGACAGGCAGGCCGCGACUCCGGGCGACAGAGCUGGGGGGACAGGCAGCACGUGUGUCGAGGCGUUCGGAGACGGCGACGAGGCCAGACUGGACUUGAAGGUCGACGAAGGCAAACAACGUCCACGCGCGUCCUCUGCGUCUCUCCUCGCUGUCGCAUCUGAAACGGAGAUCGGCGCAAGUAGCGCAGACGAAGGCGCUGCGGCAGCGUCGCGACUGCAGCUGCCGUCUGCACUCUUUUCAGCCGCCUCCCGCAGUCGGCUCGGGGCUUCUCUUUUCGCGGCCUUGUCCACGCCUCUCCUGUCUCCUGCACCCUGGGCUGCGCAGUCGCCUUCGUCGUUGGUACCUCAUGCGCCGGGCGGGCCUGCGUCGACGCGAGAGAAGACGCACCGUGUCAUUCGCCAUGGCGGCCUGACCGUUCUCAACGUGGGCACCCCGCUGUCCUACGACGGAGGCGUCCACGCGUUCCCGGUCGGCUUCGUCGCCCUCAGGCGCUUCUGGGUGCCGCCCUGUCUGCAGACCCGCGUGAGUUGCCUGCGGAGACUCGACGCAGAUGCCCAGCGAGGAGGAUGUGAAAAGCUGACGCCGCCGCCGGCUCGAGCCUCCCCCGGCGCCUCGGCGGAGACGGGCAGCGCGGCGGCGAGACUGCCGAAGAAGGAAGGCCAGAGAGAAGCAGGCGCGCCCGCGCAAGAGGAAUAUCAGGAGGACGAAGAGGCUGCCAAACGUGGUGUGAGCGAGGAGAUGCAGAGGAGUGGAGAGUGCAGAGGACCUGCGAGGCGCGGCUGGGAAGAAGAAGGCCGCGUGCCGCUGAGAGCCUCCUAUGUCUGUUCGAUCUCGCUGAAGGAUGGAAGGCCCUAUUUCACCAUCGACCUUCUGGCCUCCUCGCUCGGGCACAGAGCGCCCACCUGCGCCUGUCUCUUCACUGCGCUGCCGGCGUCCGCCUCCUGGGAUCGCAGUGCGCCACCUCAAGAAAAGGGCCAGGCGCCUCCGCCUCUCGCCGGGAAUGCAUGCGACGGGGAGAGGGCUCAAUUCGACCGACCCACACACACCCAAGGCGUCCUGCAAGCUGAAGGCCGCACCAACGGCCUGCAGACAGAGGCGAGCGGCGGCAGCGCCAGAGGCGGAGGAGGCGAAGAGACACCGGCUAGCGUUUGCCGGCCUGUUUCCGGCUGGCGCCUGGCUGCGGGACACGAUAUCGAGGCGACGUUCGCGCACUUCGUGUCUCUUUUUCACUUCCGCCACCCCGAAUCCGCGGGCGCCUGUCAGCCGCUUUCGCAUGGAGAGGCGCAGGCCUCUGAGAAGCGAAAGCGAGACGACGGCCGAGAGACCAGCGAGCCACACAAGAGACAGAAACACAUGUCUAGCGAGCGCGAGAGGCGCGAGGGCCUUGGCGCGGCGAAGGACAACGCGCGACCCGCUCCUUCGUGGGAGUUCUCCAUCAGCGCCAUCACCUUCUUCGGGGUGGAUUCGCCCUACGUAGUUGAGCAGCUCAAGCCGAAAAUCGUCGACGUCCUCGCGUGGCGGGCCUUGACGCGUCUCGGCGAAGCGCAUCACAGUCGCCUCGGCGUGCUCCUGGGCACGUGCCACCGCAUGGAACAGUGGGAACGCCGAUGGCCCCGAGGAACUUUCUCCGCGCCGCAGCCCCAGGGCGGCGGGCGCGAGCGGGACGGCCGUGGAGAGCCUUCUCUCGGCGUGCCCCAGGAUCUCCUGCUUCAACCUCCGGAAGAGGAGACAAGCGGAGAAAACUUGGACGACCUGAUGGUGUGCUCCUUCAAUCGCAUCAGCGAAAAAGUAAGGCACAUACCACAUCGCCGGCGACGCACUCGGGCUCCCAGACGCGUCGCCGCUUUCUGUCCCGGCUGUUGCUUUCUCCGCGGCGGCGGGCGCGCCGUCGGCGUCUGCUGCGCUGCCGCUGCUGGCAGCCGGGGGGGCGGAGGGGCGUCUUCGCGCUCGGCUUCGGUCCUCUCCCGCGCGCGGGCGAAGCGGCAGUUUGAGCAGCUGCCGCCUUCCAUGCAGUACCGCUACCUGCAGUCUGUCGCCGUCGACGACCGGCUCAGCGUGCGCUCGAGUCGCAUUCACGGCCAGGGCCUCUUCGCGAACGUCCCGCUGGCUGAGGGCGAGCCGGUCAUUGAGUACGUCGGCGACGUUGUGCGCAACUGCGUGAGCGACCAGCGCGAAGCGCUUUACGAAAAGCAAGGCGGCGGCGGCGACGGGGCCUGCUACAUGUUUCGCCUCGAUGACAACUUCGUCGUGGACGCGACGCGCGCAGGGAAUGUCUCCAGGUUCAUCAAUCACUCUUGCGAGCCGAACUGCACAUGCCGCAUUCUGGUCUGCGAGGCCGGUCUGAAGCACAUCGUGAUCAUCGCGAAGACGGCGAUCGGCGCCGGCGAGGAAAUCACGUACGACUACCAGUUCGGCAUCGGCGGCGAGACUGACAAACUCGCCUGUCUCUGCGGCGCGCGGACGUGCUUGGGGCGAAUGAACUAA